Molecule: messenger RNA, 2784 nt
Organism: Nematolebias whitei (Rio pearlfish)
Lineage: Eukaryota; Metazoa; Chordata; Actinopteri; Cyprinodontiformes; Rivulidae
Gene: clptm1
Product: CLPTM1 regulator of GABA type A receptor forward trafficking
Exons: 14
Coding region: 54-1934 (626 amino acids)
Cellular component (GO): membrane; endomembrane system
Source: RefSeq, a predicted model, not a curated record
AGCCCCAGCUAGCAGCAGCGGCAGUAGUGUGUGCGCGAGAGAGUCGAAGAAAGAUGGCGACGCAGGAGAGCGAAUCAACUAAAUCUACCGUGAGCAACGGCGAGGUAAGCAGCAAUGGAACUGCUGCAACAGACAGCCAGGCUGUACAAACAGCUGGAAAUGCACAGGACCCUCAGCAGCAGCAGCAACAAGCACCUAAUGCAUGGCAAGUUAUUAAAGGAGUCCUCUUUAGAAUUUUUAUAAUUUGGGCAAUCAGUAGUUGGUUCCGCAGAGGGCCGUCCACCCCUGAGCCCAACACACCAGCUGGUGCCCCCAGAGUACCCAGCAGGAACCUCUUCCCCAAAGACACCCUCAUGGACCUGUACGUCUACUUGUCCCAGGAGGAGGUGUUCUCUGACUUCAACAACACAGAUGCCCUGUUCUGGUUCCAAAGGGACCUGGUCUACGGAGACUGGAACACAGGGGAGGAUGGAGAUGGCUGCUACCAGAACUAUAAGGAGUUGGACAUCCCAGAGAAAGUCCAGCAUAACGGCUCCUUUUACAUGCAUAUCUACUUCACAAAAAGUGGAUUCCACCCAGACCCCAAACGCAAGGGACAGUAUCGCAGACUGGCAACAGUUCAUUCAACAAAAAUGUUGAAUAAAUUCAAGAGAAGAAAGUUUCUGAAAACCAAGAACCUGCUCACAGGCGAAACAGAAGCAGAUCCAGAGAUGAUUAAGCGAGCAGAGAGCCACGGUCCGGUGGAGAUCAUCUCCCACUGGCAUCCAAACCUCACCAUUAAUAUGGUAGAUGAUCACACAGCCUGGGUAAAAGGCUCUGUUCCACCUCCGCUAGACCAGUAUGUUAAGUUUGAUGCAGUUAGUGGCGACUACUACCCCAUUGUAUAUUUCAAUGACUACUGGAACCUUCAGAAAGACUAUUAUCCUAUCAACGAGACCCUGACUAAACUCCCGCUGCGUCUCAACUACUGCCCGCUGUCUUUGUGGCGCUGGCAGCUGUACGCUGCUCAGAAUGCUCGCUCUCCUUGGAAUUUCCUCCCAGAGGAUACCUAUGAGCAGUCUGAUGAAGACCAAGACUCUGUUAAGGUUGCUCUUUUGGAAACAAACCCGUACCUGCUGGGAGUCACCAUUAUCGUCUCCAUUGUGCACAGCAUCUUUGAGUUUCUUGCUUUCAAAAAUGAUAUCCAGUUUUGGAACAGCAGGCAGUCCCUUGAAGGCCUUUCUGUGCGCUCCAUUAUAUUUGGAGUGUUUCAGUCACUUGUUGUUCUGCUCUACAUACUGGACAACGAAACCAACUUUGUGGUGCAGGUCAGCGUCUUCAUUGGUCUGCUUAUUGACCUGUGGAAAAUCACCAAGGUCAUGGAUGUCAGGUUGGACAGAGAGAAUAAAAUUGCAGGGAUCUUCCCAAGAUUGGUUUUCAAAGACAAGUCAACAUACGUGGAGUCUUCAACCAAAAUCUAUGAUGAUAUGGCCUUCAAGUACUUGGCCAGGCUGCUAUUUCCUCUGUUUGGCUGCUAUGCCAUCUACAGUUUAAUUUACGUAGAGCAUAAAGGCUGGUACUCGUGGGUACUCAGCAUGCUUUACGGCUUCUUGUUAACCUUCGGUUUCAUUACGAUGACGCCACAGCUGUUCAUCAACUGCAAAAUGAAAUCUGUAGCUCACCUCCCAUGGAGGAUGCUCACUUACAAGGCUCUCAAUACCUUUAUUGAUGACCUGUUUGCCUUUGUGAUCAAGAUGCCCAUGAUGUACAGGAUAGGAUGCCUCAGAGAUGAUGUGGUGUUCUUCAUCUACCUUUACCAGCGCUGGAUCUAUCGGGUCGAUCCCAACAGGGUCAAUGAAUUUGGCACCAGCGGAGUUGACUCCACUCAGAACAACACAGCAGACUCUGCCGGUGCCAUCACAGACAAGCCAGAAGGGGAGAAGAAGAAUGAUUAAGCGAGACCUUUCACUUAUCCCCCCGCCCCACACACACCUGUGGCCCUGACUGUUGGGGCAAAGAGAACUUGUGGAAGUUGAGCAGGAAGCGGGGUGGGGCUCAGUGGCCAAUUAUUUGUCAUGGAAGCCACAACAAAAAAAUAACGAGAAAAAAUAGCAGUUUACCUGUUCGUUCUCUUUCUUUGUGGCUCCACAGAGGAAUAUAUUCAGUGUAGACUUGGUAAAUUAUUUUUUCUGUUCCCCACCCACCCACCCCCUACCCUCUCUUUCUGCAGUUCAAGUGAAGUAAAACAAAACGUGAUGUUCUGUAUUCUGUAAGAUUUGAUUUCAGAGGGUAACAGUCUCUUGGCGUUGAUGUUGUGAGGGGAACAGGUCGCAGAAACUUUUUUUUUUAAUGAAUACAGGCCAAGUGCGACUUUGGUUCUUCAUGUCGAUUCCAUGUGACAUUUUCUUUUCAUUCCAUUUGAGCGCCGUGUUUUGGGUUGCCUGGAAACUGGUGUGUAGUGCUGGAGGAAACUGGAAAGAUCCUGAGUCACACUCAGAGACGGGAUGGACGACCCUGCAGGGCACUACCCACGAGACAAUGACUACUACACUCAAUUUUAACAACGGUUAUUGUUCUAGACUUGAAUGAGAAAAAGAUAACAGCCUUGUUGGUAUUAAUAUAAGUAUAUGAUGUCAAUAACUUAAUUUUUGUUUUUCAGUCACUAAAACAUUCUUUCGUAUGUCCUCAAACUGUACAGACUUAUGUUAAUAAUUCCUGUGAACUCCGUUUAACAGUUGGCAAUUUACAAAAUCUGAUUAUUUUCCCCUCAGCUCACCGUCUUGUUUUUAAAUCACCAACACACUC